Ylistrum balloti is the source of this 6790-nucleotide messenger RNA. RefSeq names its product receptor-type tyrosine-protein phosphatase R-like. NCBI's taxonomy places the organism in Eukaryota, Metazoa, Mollusca, Bivalvia, Pectinida, Pectinidae. The annotation marks the transcript as partial. Gene Ontology annotation, biological process: protein dephosphorylation. The record is from RefSeq and is a predicted model, not a curated record. Gene Ontology annotation, molecular function: protein tyrosine phosphatase activity. The transcript has 6 exons.
AUGAACACAGCCGGGUGAUACUUCCAGACAGUGAAUGGGACCCUCUCUCCUCAUACAUUAAUGCAAACUACAUCAGGGGAUAUGAAGGAGAGCCCCAUGCAUAUGUUGCGACCCAGGGCCCAAUGUCACACACGAUCGUGGAUUUCUGGAGAAUGGUUUGGGCAGAGAAGGCACCCAUCAUUGUUAUGAUCACAAAACUGAAGGAAAAAGGACGGCCAAAAUGUGAGAACUACUUGCCAGAGGAUUACUCGUCAGCUACAUUUGGAGACAUAGAUGUUAAAGUGGAUAGAGUGGUGAAUCGGCACGGCUACUCUCUCCGACACCUCCUACUCCGAAGUAAUGGAGAGAUACAACAUGUCCUCCACUACUGGUACACGGCCUGGCCUGAUCACAAGCCUCCAACAUCUCCAACAAUGCUCCUGGAACUCAUAAAGGAGGUGGAACAACGUCGCCAUCAUCAUGAUGGUAUCCGCACAAGGGGACCAGUUAUUGUACACUGCAGUGCUGGUAUAGGGAGGACAGGUUGUUUUAUUGGUAUAAGUAUUGGUAUACGACAGUUACGAGAGGAACACUCUGUGGAUGCUCUGGGUGCUGUAUGUACUAUGAGGAUAGACAGGGGUGGUAUGAUACAGACACAUGAACAGUAUGACUUUGUGCAUCAAGCUUUAUUUGAGUAUGAGAAACAGUUAGAAGAACCAAUAGGGAACACAGUAGGAGACUGACCCGAACAUCCAACUGUAGGGACUGAUCAUAUGUGAUAGUCAGUACUGAAAUAAACUGACCACCAGGACCCUCUGACCACUACUCAACCCAGAGGACCCAACUUUAGCCUUUUCAUCACAUAUAGCAUUCAACUGGAAGUGCUGCAGUACGUUUCUCCCAAAAUAUCCUAGUACUAAAGUAUGAAGCUUUUGGCUGAUUCUAAUUUGUACAGUACAUGUGGAGAUUGCAUUGGAUUUCGAAAUGUGAAGAUUUCAAUUGACUCGGAUUAAGAAGUGUUAAGCUUUUUGCUGAUGCUGAUUAUGAAAUGUUAAUUAUUUUUUUCAGAUUUAGAUUUUUCAGUUUGAUGCUUUAGAAUAAAAAAUUUGAAACAUUUUUCUGGAUUGGAUUAUGCAAUGUGAGAGAAGACUUUUAUUGAAUCAGAUAAUUAAGUGUAAAGCUUUCCACUGAACUGGAUUAUGAAGCUUGAUGCUGAUUUGGAUUUUGAAUUUUGAAGAUUUCUGCCAAUUAGUUCCAUAUGAAAAAAAAAAAUUUGGAAUAAGGGUACAAAAAGAGAGAGAAAAAAAAGCAAAAUAUAAUAAUUCCCAUGAAUUGGCAGAAAGCUUCAAAAUGAAAUGUUAGUGAAAUGUGAUGUAAAAACAAAAUGACAUGUAUUUAAGGAGAAUAUUUUUACAACUGUUGUAUUUAUCCUGUUGUUAACGUUUAGUGCUCAGACUACUGUGCUGCUUGAUGUCAUGGUGUAUUUGAUUUUUCCGAAAGUUUCAGAGCUAAAGUUUGUAAAGUAAUUCAUCACCAACCUGAAAAUCACAAUUGAUGUAGUCACUAUAGUUAUAUAGAUAUUGGUGACCUUCCAUGAUCUCUGAUUUUGUCCGGUAACUAUUUAUUUAGAACUUCUGAGAAUUCAUAUACGGCGAAAUUAAUUCUGACCACCGCGGUUUUGCUGUUUACUGAAAGCAAUGUGGUACAUCAACUUGAUAAUGUGUUGUUCAUGUGAAUACAGUAAUGUCAGGUUUAGGUCAGGAAAAAGGAUACCGGUUUGAAGAGUAGAAAUGCACCUUACUUCAUUAUAACAUGCCAAGUGAAAGAUUCCUUCUGGCCUGCAGCAAAUUGGCAUGUGAGAACCAUAAACUUUUGGAAGUCAAAUCUACUGUCGCUGAAAUGUACAUACGACUGUAAAAACCUGUAAAGACAUGCAUAUUAUAAGAGCACUAGUAGAUGUCAGGGAACGUUUGAAAUAUUUCAUCAUGCAUGUUUUAUGAUAUUUUAACAGCAUUUAGUAACACAAUAUAUGGGGUUUACUGUUUUACUAGUUUUUCAAAAUGUCAAAUCACAAAUUAAAGACAAUGAUUUCAUGAAUUUCAGUUAGUGAUAUGUGUUUAAAAUUCACCUUAAUUGAUUAACGGAUAUGGAAUAUGAUUUAAUGUAUGUCUGUAGAAUCUGUGAUUAUUUGACAAAUAAUAGAAAAUGCAAACAUGAAGACAACUAUUAAACAAACAAGUGCUCUAUAUUAGAAAGCUUUUUAAACUUUGAUGGUCUUUUCUAUUAUUUUAUGCACUACUAAAUAUCAUAAAUCAAUUCUUGGUAUCAUUUGAUAUUAAGUAAUAUCAUAAUUGAUAAGUGCUAUAUCACAAAUUUGAUAUCGUGAUAUUUUUGAUAUCGCAAACUUAACUUUAUGAUAUCACUUAUUUGGACAAGUGAUUUAUCCCUAAAUGGAAGAAAAUCCUGUUAUCAAAAUCUUGUGUCAGUGAUAUCACUUAUAGGGUGAUAUUACUGAAAUUGAACAUUGAAAUGGUGUAUGCAUUACAUUAUGAAAUGAUUAAUCAAAUUCAGUGCCCCAUUGAAACAACAAAAAUUUUGAUAAUACUCUAGUUCAUUUUUUAAUGGAAUCAUUCCCAUUCAAUACAAUCAUUUCACCCUGUCACUUCUAGAUCAGAAAGUGUUGGAAAAGUGAGACUGUAAGGAGCAGUAUUUACUAUUAUUUAAUUUGAAUCAGUGUUAUCUUAUUGUGCUGAUGGUCAUGGUCAUUAUCAUUGGUUUUUAAUGUUAUCAUGUUGUUAUUAGGCUUACAAACAAAUGUUGUUGAUAUAUGAAUGAAUGUAAAAGGUCUGGAGUUAUUGUACGAGCCGUAAAAUCUUAAGCAAAAAAGCACUUCGUUUCUGGUGCAAUUUUAUUACAAUAUUGUUUCUUGCAAUAUCAUUUUUAGAAAAAUAGCCAUAUAUACUUAAAAAUUGUUGAUGAGAUCUCUGAAUUUCAGUAGUUUUUGUAUGGACUCUGAGAAUGGAUGCCUUAUUUAAUUUGCCAUGUAUAGAUAUUACAUCAUCAAAAUUUGAUAAAGAUGAAUCAUCACACAUAUGUUUACAUUACAAUAUUUACCAUAAACAAAAGUAAAAAUCUUUAAGAUUCUUUGAAAGAAAAUAAAAUGUAUUCUUUGUAAGAGAUAAAAUUGAAAUAUCAUUUCUGGUUUUAAAGUGAUUAGAUGAAGAAAAUGAAUACUUAUUCAAUAUAAAUGUAUACAACAUGUGGUUAUCUAAACACAUUAAACUACUAUUAAGGAAAUUCAAGUCUAAAAAAUGUUUUUUCUGAAUGUAAUUAUUAGCCAGUUCAGCUCACUUUUUUAUUGUUCAGUGAAGAAUAUUGUCUGAGGAUUCUGAAACCUUUCAUGGAGAAAAAACUAACAUGUAGAUAUCCUGUCUAGAGGCACAACAAUAAUUGAAUGUUGCUGGCGAGUUCUGAUGGAAUUAUGAAGUUUGUUUUUACCACCGAAAUACCAUGUUUGGUAUUUCAAAUCCUGUUAAUAUAACAGUAUGUCAUGUGAUUUACUUUGUCACAUGUCAAUCAUGUGACCACAUUUUUUGAAAUUUUUCAUGUGAUAUGUAAUUUUUGUAUGACCAUUUGUAUUCUGUAUCAUGUGAAGUUUUGUUUCCAGUGUACUUAAAGGCAUUGUUAUGUUUUAUUUAUCGUUUUUCCCUCCUGAAAUAACAUCCAGGUAUAAAAUAUUUUACCAUCUGUUUUUUGUAUAUAUAAAUGUGAUUUAUUUUUCUCAUGCAGCUAUUUGAUUUAUUUUGUUUUUCCCAUUUUUAAUGAAGGCUUGUUUAUACCCAAGAAUCAAAUACAAGAUAAUUAAAGAAAACUAUACAUAUACUUGAUUAAGUUUGUUCAGUAUUUGUUUAUUUAAACUAAAAAACUUUUUUUUUUAUCUUUGGUUUUAUAGAUUGUAAAAGAUUUUAACUUUUCUUAGGAUUGACAAAAUCUCAGAUACUCUUGUGAUUCUCAGUUUAUAACAGUAUUGAACUUCACGCAACGGUUACUGUUUCAUUUCACACAAAGCAGUGUUACAAAGUAAUACUAUGUUAAAGCAAAUUAUCAUUAACACUUUGGAUAGAAACCUCUCAUACUGGUCACCUGAAUUAAAGAAAAUUUAACAAUUGUUAAAUGAAAUUUAUAAAGAUGAUCAAAUUAUUGUAGAAUUUGCAGUCCAGUGGAUAGAUAAUUAUACAAGGUUUGAUAUACAAUGUAUCAGCACAAAUGACGGAAUGCUCAAUAGCCAGAUCAGACAGAUUUUGCUUUAACCUAUCGUCUUUGUUUAUUUUAAAGAUUUUCCGAAAACACUGAAAAUUAUGACUUUUUGCUGUUUUAGAGCAGGUUGUUAUCCAUAUGACUUUAUUUUGUUGUUCUUAACUGGUAGAAUUUAUAUAUUGUGUACAUUUCAAGAAUCAGAUGUCGCUCAAGAUAUCACAUACCAGUGUUUUCUAGUCUCUGCCAUUUAUAGGGGGAGGGGUUGCAUAGUGUUUAUUGUCUUACUUCAUCAUCUACAAUGGAUGAGAUGUGUUAUGAGGUUCCAGAGUAGGUCAAAGUGUCACAGUUACUAUUUAUAGGAUUUUGUCAAAUUGGGCCUUCAUGCCUAUAAAAAAUAACUCGCUGAAUGAGUAGUCGCAUUCUUUAAAUGCAGCAGGUUGGUGUAAUAUGAAUAAAAUAUGAAAUUACUUAAAAAUCAAUUUGAUUUUAAACUGCAAAAUAUUUCAUCACUGAAAAAAGUGACCAUACCUUAAGUGUUCUAGUAAAAUCUUACUGUCAAAUAAAAACAGUUAUACAAUUAUUUUUCCUUUGAAGGAGUGAAGUGGGGGAGAGAGAGAAUAAGUGCAAUACAUUGUACAGUGAAAUUCUAGUCUUUUUUUCCCUUCACUAGCAUUAUAUUCAUCAGCAUAUCCCAUUGACAAAUUUAACUAGUCCCAAAAGAAAACUGCAUUUUGUAUGUUGCCGAUAAGUACUCUCUUUAACCUAAUCAUUUGAAAGUUUUUUUUCUUGUCCAAUUUGAAAUUUUGGUUAAAAUUUAUUUUUAUGAUUUAUUUGAUUCAUCAUCCAUAAUUACAUAAAUGAUAUUUCAAUUUUUUUUAAUGAAAAAAAAAAAAUUUGAAUGAUGCAAUUAUGCCACUUUCAACAGAGAACAUUUUGCCUAACAUUUGAAGGGCUUCUACAGCAUCUUUCCUCAAAUAAGCCCCCUCCCAUACUAUAAAUGUUUAGAAUUAAAUUUUAGGGAGGGCUUAUUUGCAAACUACUUUCAGCAUAUUAUUUUGAAAUUGAUGAUUCUGCAAAAAUGGAGAAGGGUGUUUACUGGUGGCAAAUGCUUAACUGUAGUAAAUAUAUUUUUCCAAUUACAUUUGCCUUAGUAAACAUUUUGGGAUUUAAAAUUGUUUUUUUUUUAUGCUAUAGUGCUUGUUAUCAUCAUAACCUGACCUGAGGUAUCAUUUUUCACACGAUUGUUGUUUUGACUCGUUGUUGUUUUAAACAGUAAACCUGAAAUUUUAAGAUGAUUUCGCUAUGCGUAAAUUAACUUGUGCCUGUAAUUAACAGCAAAAAUAGGAUAUCACAUUGUAUCCACACUACUUGUAUUUACUAUUGAUUAUUUCAUAUAUUGUAACAAAAUUUUAAAAGUUUCCUUUUUUUUUUACAGUUAAAUUUACACAAGGUAAAGCCAGUGACUUAGUUUUUUUAAGCUUAAGUUAAAGAGUUCAAUUUAGAUUUAAGGCUAAUAGCUUAAAUAUGAUGAAAGGAUCAGGUUUUCCAACAUUAUCUCCAUUUACUGUCAUUCAGAAGCAUCAAAGGUUCAUUAGUUAAAUUGACUGAACGCUUUCAUGAAAAAUAUUGAUUAGUUUCUGGUGAUCUUUCUGAAAUUUUCUUAUACUCAAUUACAAUGCCACGAUAACCUUGAUCAUCAAAUUUAUUUUAACAGAGCAGUACGUAUACAGACAAAUUAAACUGAUGUUGUAAAUUAGUAUUUUUCUUGAAGAUUCUAAUGAAAAUGAAAACACCCUUUUGGUUCAGGUUUUGUUACAAGAUUUUUGUUUCUGAAUUUAGUUUUACCUAAAGAAGUAAAUCUGUGGAUACAUGAACAUAUACAUCGGCAUCUCCCACAUGUCGACCAAAGUCAUUGUAACUAUGGUGAUUCCAAACACAUCUAUAAUAUAAUCUCUCUCCCAGAAACGUCAGGUGAUGUGUCCCUCAUAUUAAUCCCCAGCCAUGGUAACUAUGGCGAUACAGGGCACAUCUCUAACAUACAAAAUACAUCUACUGUAAAAUCAUCUAUUUUCAUGGAGCUAAAUUUUUGUGGUUUUUCAAAAAGGAACUAUUUUGUGGACACCUUAUAUUGAUAAAGAUAGCUCAAUUAAUCCACUUGUUUUUGUUUAACAGAUCAUGAACAUGAAUUUGUGGUUAAAGAGUUUCAAGGAAAUCAAUGAAAAUAUUUCCCCCAUGAAAAUGAUCGAUUAUACGGUAUAAUAUACAUUUUCUCCCAGCCAUAUCGACAUGUCCCUCAUAUUGACCCCCCUGCCUUGGCAACUAAGCUGAUAUAGAAUACAUCUAUAAUAUACACUUAUCCAUUUAUCUCCCAGCUAUGUCUAGUGACGAGUACUUCAUGUUGACCCCAAGCCAUGGUUACUGUGGUGAUAGGGUCAAGCCUCAUUGAUAGAAUCUCAAUCGUUAUUACUUAAGUUUUAAUCCAUUUAGAUGUUGUUUUUGUUUUGUUGAUAUUUUGAGCUCAUGUACAAUAAAAAAAACAUAAAAUACCCGGAAA